Molecule: messenger RNA, 488 nt
Organism: Racocetra persica
Lineage: Eukaryota; Fungi; Glomeromycota; Glomeromycetes; Diversisporales; Gigasporaceae
Source: the annotation of a GenBank genome assembly
AUGGUUUCAUAUAGCAUUCAAUUGUUUACUUUUAUUUUCUCAUUAUCUUUAUUCUAUAAACUAACGUUAUGUUCGGAACAUGAACCAUUUUUAUAUAAGCACUCUCCUGAUUAUCUUAUCAAUAAUCAUUUUUUCGAAAUUGGACCAGCAAAGGAUGUUUUUUCUCUUGAUGACAUUAAGCCUAUAAACUAUCCUGAUAAUUAUACAUUAAAUCAAUUAUUUUUGCUUACUAGACAUGGGUCGAGAUUUCCGGGUGCAGACCAGAAUCAAGCUUUUGAUAAAAUUGAUAAAGCAUUUGCAAAUGUUUCCGUAGCAAAAGAUUGGCCUAAAAAUCCUUUCCCCGCGGAAAAAAAUUUGCGAUUAACUACAAGAGGUAAACUCGAACCUUAUUACGGUGGAUUACAAUCUCUUAAAAGAUACGAAAAAUUUUGGAAAUGCGUCGAAUAUGAUGUUGAUGUUGUAAAAUUUCAGACUUCUACUGCUUUUUG